Messenger RNA from Aspergillus pseudotamarii, 1039 nucleotides. RefSeq lists its product as uncharacterized. The transcript is spliced from 2 exons. Bases 471 to 803 code for a protein of 110 amino acids. Lineage: Eukaryota; Fungi; Ascomycota; Eurotiomycetes; Eurotiales; Aspergillaceae. The record is from RefSeq and is a predicted model, not a curated record.
GUUUCACAAUUGGUCUGGAAACAAUCGACACUGAAAGUACCCAUUUACACUUGAACUAUGAAACGCUAGCAAGGUAGCUGCAAUUAGCCCUUUUAGCGUUAUCACAACAAACAUUCCGUUUCCCCCUCUCCGUGCCGUCUGCAUCGGUGCCCAACAGCAACAGUCCAGCAUCCAAUGGCCAGUUACCCAUCAUAUACCUAAAAAGCCUUAUACUUCCCACACAUAUCAUUUGCCAUUCCAAACCUAUCACUGGAAUUAGGGGGCGCAAUUGAUUGGUGCACGCAAUGACAGAGGCCUAAUAUACUAGAAAGUCAUAAUAUUGCUACUUUUGCAUCCCCAUUAACCCCCAACAGUCCAGACCAAACAAUCUUAGAAAAACAACCCCACAUCAACACACCCGUGAAACCUCAACAUUACACCAAAUCCAGCUUGACAAACCCCAACCCUCUAACCACACUACAUACUCAAUAAUGUCCCCUCGAUUCAGACUUGUAUUCUUUGUUCCCCCCUCCGCCGUACCGGCCUGCAAGACGGCUAUCUUUUCUGCAGGCGCAGGCCGUUACCCCGGUCAAGGGAACUACACGGAGUGCUGCUGGACUACUCCAGGCACUUCCCAAUUCCGUCCUGGAGAUGCAGCUAACCCGCACAUCGGGAAGGUGGGCGAAUUGGAGACAACGGAGGAGAUUAGGGUAGAGGCAUUGUGUGCUAGUGAGGAUAUUGCCCGGAAAGCUGUGGAGGCAUUGAAGAAGGCUCAUCCGUAUGAGCAGCCCUCCUAUGGUGUCUAUAGAAUGGAAGAUUUUUGAGCUGUUGUUGGUUGUCCUUGUGUAUUGGGGGGGAAAUCAAAAGAAAAGAAAAAGAAAAAACUUCCCACCUCCGGAACAACUAGCAGAUUAAACCCUAAAAUGCUUCAUUAAACAGUUGCUAAACACUAUAUAUAUCGAAAGUCAAACUCGCCAAGCUAAAAAAGAAAAUUUGAAAAAAAAAACAUGUGGCGCCUGUAUCAUUCGUAGCUGGAUCAUAGCUCAUCAAAAGUACCCUC